Asparagus officinalis (garden asparagus) is the source of this 1711-nucleotide messenger RNA. Its product is annotated as pentatricopeptide repeat-containing protein At4g35850, mitochondrial. Gene Ontology annotation, cellular component: mitochondrion. Gene Ontology annotation, molecular function: protein binding. The transcript is spliced from 12 exons. Lineage: Eukaryota; Viridiplantae; Streptophyta; Magnoliopsida; Asparagales; Asparagaceae. The record is from RefSeq and is a predicted model, not a curated record. Bases 190 to 1320 code for a protein of 376 amino acids.
CUUACCCAUUUCGAAGCAGCCCUCCGCCGCCGUUCACUGACUCAACUCUCCCAGCUCCGCUCAUUCUCGAUCGAUUCCGCUGAGUACAACAAGAGAAAUUACGCCAACAACGUCACCGAGUACAACACCGUCAUCGGAUCCCUAAUCUCCCAGCGAAGGAAUUUCUUGCUGAGAGAUGUGUAUGAUGAUAUGAUGCUGGAUGGGGUUCAACCGCUGAGGGACACGUUUCAUUCGCUUAUUGUUGGGACGAUGAAGGGGAGCAGGUUGCAGGAUGCCUUCUUCUUUAGGGAUGAGAUGAAAGCUAAUGGAUUGCCCCCUGAUGUUAAUUUAUACAACUUUUUGAUAUCCACCUGUGGAAAGUGCAGGAACUCGGAUGCUGCAAUUAAGCUUUUCGAAGAAAUGAAGGUAUUUGGGGUGAAGCCGAAAGGAGAGACGUACAUUUGUCUUCUUAAUGCUUGUGCAGCAACUGGGCGCACUGAUCAAGUGUCUUCAAUUAUCAGUGAUAUGACUGCUGCUGGUUUGGGCUUGAACAAAUUUUGUUAUGCUGGACUCAUAUCUGCUUAUAAAAACAAGUUGCCCACUACUGACGAGACAUUAGCAAAAAUUAUUGAGUAUGUCAAACAAUCAAAAGGCUGGACUUCACCUGAUGCUUCAAGUGAUGGUGGCGAGAAUGUGAUGAUGAAUGUUUCAGAGGAAGAAUUAUACAAUAUGCCAACUGCUGAUUUUGUGCACAGGAAGGCAUUUUUGAACAGGGGGCUGACCAUAUAUCAUGUUGCAGUGCAUGCUUGUGCAGAACUAAGGAGUAAAGAGACACUCGAAGCACUUCUUGAUAUGCUGAAUCAGGAAGGUCGGAAUUAUGAUGGAUAUAUUGCAACGCAAGCAAUAAGGUGUUAUUUUCACUGUGGGGAUAUUGAUUCUGCUGUGAAGAUGUUUGAAGAGUAUACAAGCUCAAGGACACCAGCAGCUGAGAUGUUCACGACAUUCAUCGAGGGAGCAAUGGUUGGAUAUACACCUAGAGGAAUGAAGAUCGCUCAAGAUGCUCUGGAGCAAAUGAACGCUAAAGGAUUGUUCUUGAAUCCCAAGAUGGGAAGUGAUCUCCUUCUUGCAGCUGCAGGAGAAAAGGAGGGUGGAUACACUACUGCCAACUUCAUUUGGGAUAUUUUGCAACACCGUAAUAUUACUCCAUACCUUCCUGCGGUGGAAGCCUAUUACAAGGGUCUAAAGGAACGAGAAAUACCAGCAGAUGAUCCACGAUUGCUGCAUGUUGGGCGAACAUACGAUAAUCUAUUGGUACGAUUCGCGGGAAGAAGAAAUAAUUAGGUUUUUUUGGUGUGAAAUCAAACCUCAAUUUUUGAUAUGGGCUUACUACAUAUUUCCCGAACUUUUUUUUAAUCAAAAUUCACUGUAAGUUUAAAUCAAGCAAAAAGUAUAUCCAAGUGUCUGAAAGACAAUUCCUUGUGCUUCGCUGCUUUCACACAAAACGCGACAUAUUUUCUUGUUGAACUGCAUGAAAGCAGCUAGAAAUAAUUAGUGGCCUUCCACCUUCAUGGCUAGCCUCACGCUGAUUGAUGAUAAUUAUAGCCUAUUCAUGAGCUAAGGAUUUUAUCAUUUUAUAUAGGAAUUUGCUGCAAACACUUUAUUUGUGUAAAUUAUACUUGGCUUUACAUGCCAUUUGUGGUGUAAAUGCAUACAAUUUUUUAUUGGACUACCA